Physella acuta is the source of this 2602-nucleotide messenger RNA. RefSeq lists its product as uncharacterized. Lineage: Eukaryota; Metazoa; Mollusca; Gastropoda; Physidae. The record is from RefSeq and is a predicted model, not a curated record.
CCGCCUUAUCGACACAACUCGCCAUGGCACGAUUUCCUCCAGACAUUUCUAACUUCUCUCCGGACUACACAGACGGAUCACUCACGUAGACAGCUAGCAUCUCACCCGACCACCCACACACCAGGAUUUAAACACAGCAGACGUCUAGACGGAAGUGAACCAGCAAGAUGUCAAGGACGCCAAAGUUCCAGACAUACGACUCGACGGUUGGGAAAGACAACGCACGGCUCAAGGCCAUCGCGUGCAAGGUCGUCAACAGUGGCGUGCCCACACGCUACAAGAUCAAUCUCAGGGAUGAGAUCCUCUCCAUGAAGGAGAAGGAGAGGCUGGGCUUCAACUUCAACAGAUCCCUGACAGCAUCCCUGAGGUCCCGCUGGGAUGUGGUGGAGAACGCCACCAAAAGUUUCCUGCAGGAGAUCGUCGACAUGAACGACCAGAUAGAGGACGACAGCAAGAAGAACGAACGACAACUCCUGGGACUGAUCUUCACACGCUCCACCAACAUCAGCCUGGAGUCCAGAGUUGAGCAGCUAGGUGGACUCUUCAUGCGCAUAACGUUCUACAAGACUGUGCUAGAGGAGAAGAUCAAACAGUACGACCACUACAAGACUUUCCUGGUCCAGUGCUGUGAGCUGAUGGGCUAUCUUCAGCCUGGACAAUUACUGGACAGAUACGCGGCACUUAACCACGUCUUCAAGGAACUGUAUGGCGAGUACGAUGCGAGGGCGACAAUGAUGAACAAACUCCAAGAACGGUUGAGUGAUAUCCGCACGGAGACCGACCACAGGAACAUGCUCAUGCACAACGAGAUGUCGGACCUGCACAUGAAGCUCAAGAUACUCACCAUCAGGAUCAAUCACCUGGAAUACGAACUGAGCGAUCGAAUCGAUCACUCGACGGGUACAGAGAUGGAGAUCUACAGGAUCAAGAAUUCGAUACAUCGGUCCUACGUUGCUUUGAUGAACUACAGAGGUCUAGAACCCACAGACAGCGACCCGUACGUUCAGCUUGAGCACAUCGAGGCCAGGAUACUAGCCUGCAUUGACGUCAUUCGGUUCGUGAAGGAAGAGACCAUGAAGGUGGGUACUCAGGUGAAGAAGUCCAAGAGAGAGAAGGAGCUGGAGUCGGUGCAACUGAGGAUCGGCACUGACUCGAGUUCCUCAGACAACGAGCCAGGGGAUGCCAACGAGAGCCACCAGAUGGCUCAAGGGACGGCAGGGUCGCAGCCACAGGUCAGAAGGUCACAGCCCAAGGUCAGGAAAAAGAGCUUUCUGCCACCACUAGAUCCGUCAAGGACUAGCAUGACGGGGAAAGUUGGAGCGACGGCAAGCAAAGAAAGUUCCGCUUCAGUACACUCCGCUAAGUCGAUGAUCAAACAUGUAGAAAGGCGGGAGAAUCGCAGAGUACUGAAGGAUAAAAGUGAAAACAAAUCUAAAAUUAGAUCUACCAAUACGAGACGGCCAAUUAAACAACCUCCCAGAGAGCCGGCCUCAGAUACAGAUACAGACACAGAUGAUACAAUGGAUAAGAUGGACAGCAAAAUGAAACCCCUGUCCAUCUCUACCACUGAGUUCGACAAGACAAUGGUUGAACAGGUAAGGAGAGAGCUAGAAGAGAGGCUGGCCCAAAGACUCCGCAAUAAAGCCAGAGCUGGAGAGGAUAAGAUCGUCCAUGAAACGACCUGCCCAGAUGUACAUGAACCCACAAGAGCUGAAAGGAUCAAAAUGUACGACCUUAUCAAGCGCCGGAAGAGGGAGAUCGAAGACAUGCUGUACACCAAGCCGGAGAUUCUGCUCCAGAGGUGCAGCCAACAGGAGGUCAAGACCAUCGACUGGUGGAGAAGGUCAAGGUUGAACCAGCUCCACCGUCAGAGGUCAAUUUUCCUAGAGAAACCCCCACUGAGAGAGUGCAAGAGUCUCAAGAAACCCCCGGCCCCCCUGGCCAAGCCCAGACACCCACCCAGCUACACCAUGAGCAGGAAAUACAUCAAGCUCCAUUACCUGGACAUUUUGGCCAAUGUCGACAUCAGACGUAGAAAUAGUUUACAGACAGAACAGCUUACACUGACGUAGAACACAGAAGAUGGCUGGACAUGCAGUGGUCUAAUAAACUAACACGAGUUUAAUUAGUUAAUGGAUGACUUGGUGGUGUGGGUGCAUGUCAAUAAGAUAACUUGGACGAACCAUAAAGCUGAUGUGAUAGAUCGUAUCAACAACACAACUCAUUUGGUCAUUUGGAACAGCAAUGGGACUGUUUUGGUAGAUUGGACUAAAAGUAUUGUUGAUUUUGUAGAUUGGACUAACGGUGCAGUUGAUUUUGUAGCUUGGACCAACAGUAUAAUAGAUAUUUUAGUUUGGACCAACAGUAUAAUAGAUAUUUUAGUUUGGACCAACAGUAUAAUAGAUAUUAUAGUUUGGAUCAACGGUACAAUAGAAUGUGUAGAUUUGACCAACGGUACAAUAGAUUUUGUGGACUGGUACCGCCCAGAAGAGCGAGUCCGAUGUACGCAGUGAAGAAUGAAAGGAAACAACGAAUGUCGUAAUCGUUUUAUACUUACGCUCUUAGAUUAUUUCAUCUUUUACAUUUGACAUUAUUUUAUAAU